AGUUGGGCGGCGGUUGGGGCUCGGCGUUCUGCGCACGGCUGCAGGACGGUGAGGGAGUCAGCGGAACCGCCGGCACCGGCGAUGUCGACCGCAGAGGAGGGCGCCGUGACGGUCUGCGUGCGUGUGCGCCCGCUCAUCGCCAGAGAAACGGCCCUAGGAGAUAAACUGUCGCUUCACUGGAAGAGUGAAAGUAAUACCGUUUCCGAAGUGAAUGGCACAAAAAUAUUUAGCUACGACCAUGUUUUCCACUCAAGUGACAGCACUGACCACCUGUACGAAGAUGUUGCCAAUUCAAUUAUACAGUCAGCUGUCCAGGGAUACAAUGGCACAAUUUUUGCAUAUGGACAGACAGCUUCAGGGAAAUCAUUCACUAUGAUGGGAAAUAAAGACUCUGUAGGCGUCAUCCCGAAGGCAAUUCAACACAUUUUCCAAGUUAUUUGUGAGAUUCCAGAGAGAGAAUUCUUGCUGAGAGUCUCUUACAUGGAAAUAUACAAUGAAACAAUUACGGACUUACUUUGUGACAUCAGGAAAAAGAAGCCUCUGGGAAUUCGUGAAGAUGUUAAUAGGAAUGUAUUUGUAGAAGACCUUAUAGAAGAGGUGGUGGUGUCCCCUGAAGAAACGAUGGAGUGGAUCAGAAAAGGAGAACGAAAUCGCCAUUAUGGAGAAACCAAAAUGAAUGAACACAGCAGCCGCUCCCACACCAUCUUCCGAAUGAUAAUUGAAAGCAGAGAAAGAAGCGACCCUGCAAAUGCAAGCUGUGAUGGAGCAGUCAUGGUUUCCCACUUGAACUUGGUGGAUCUGGCAGGCAGUGAAAGAGCUAGUCAAACAGGAUCUGAAGGUGUGCGACUGAAGGAAGGCUGCAAUAUAAACCGCAGCUUGUUCACUCUGGCUCAAGUUAUCAAGAAGCUUUGUGAUGACCCUUCAGGCUUCAUAAACUACAGAGACAGCAAGCUGACUCGAAUUCUGCAGAACUCCCUUGGAGGAAAUGCUAAGACAGUUAUUAUUUGUACCAUUACCCCAGUUUCUUUUGAUGAAACGCUCAGCACUCUUCAGUUUGCCAGUACAGCCAAAAGAAUGAAGAACACUCCAAAAGUCAAUGAAGUACUUAAUGAUGAUGCUCUCCUGAAGAGAUAUCGUAAAGAAAUCAUGGAUUUGAAAAAGCAGCUGGAGGAAGUAUCUUCAAAGACUCAGAUUCAUGCAACAGAAAAAGACCAACUGGCCCAGCUAUUGGAAGAAAAAAAUGCUCUCCAGAAAGUACAAGAAGACAGGAUAAGAAAUUUAACGCAGAUGCUGGUGACUUCUGCCUCCUUUUCCUCCAAAGCAAAUGCUCAAGCCAAGAAAAGAAGAAGAAGAGUUACUUGGGCUCCUGGUAAAAUAAACCAGGCAAGUGUGAGCUACUUUGAAGAAAACGAAAAGUCAAGGCAGCCUGAAACCAAGAAAAUGAAAAUGUGGCUGUCAGCACUACCAGACAUGGAGGAUUCUGCUUUUGAAAAGUCUGAGUAUGACAACCAGUCUGCAGUGAUGCCUGAUCAAACUUCAGAAGAAGAAUGGACUGCUGGUCCUACCAUGAACUGGUCUCAAAAAGACUUUGAGGAGUCUGUGCAACUCUGCGAAGUGUUAGCACUAGAAAAGGAUAUUGCUGUAAAUCAGAUCAGUGUCCUGCAAGCAGACUUGAAUAACCUAGUAUUGGAAAAUCAGCAGCUGAAAUUAGAGAUAGAUGAAAUGAAGGCGAAACUGAAGGAAAAAGUAGAAAUUGAUGAAUUUGAAGCACUGGAAAACCAAACACGAAAAGAUCAUGAGGUACAACUAAUGCACGAAAUUUCCAAGUUAAAGAAUCUUGUUUCUAGUGCUGAAGUGUACAAUGAAGAACUCGAGGCAGAACUAAACUCUAAAUCAGAACAACUGAAAGAGAAAGAAAACAAAAUAAAGGCACUGCAGAAUCAUGUAGAAGAACUGAAGAAAGCAGAAGCAGAAAAAAAUGACACCUGUUUUUCACUGGGAGAUUCUGAUAAGCUACUUGAGGAAAUUCAGCAUCUGAAUAAAUCUCUCUUAGACAGCGAAACUGUAGCCUUGGAUGCCAAAAAAGAAGCUGCUUUUCUCAGAAGUGAAAAUCUGGAGCUGAAGGAGAAAAUGAAUGAUCUCUCCAGUACCUACAGUCAAAUGCAAAAGGAUGUUCAAACCUAUCAAACCCAAAUAGAAGCAGGAAAAGCCAGUUACAGAAAAAUGCAGUCUGACUUGCAGAAAGAGUUGCAGGCUAUACUUCAAGAAAACACAAAACUAACUUCGCUGAUGGAGGGCAAAGUUCCAAAAGAUCUGCUCUCUGUUGUCGAGCUGGAGAAGAAGGAAGCUGACUUAAAAGGAGAACUAGAAAAAGCACUGAAAGAGAAUGCGUUUCUACAAAACAAAGUAGAUGAGCUAUCACAAUUCCAGUCUCUUCCAAAUACUGUUGAGAUACAGCAGAAAGAGAUUGUUGAAAAAUGUGAGGAGCUACGCUUAGUAAAGCUGGAGAGAGAAAAGCUGCUUUCUGAAGUAGCUGAUAAUGAAAUUAGGCUUCAACAGAUGAGUGAAGAAAUUGGAAAAUCAAAAGAUGAUAUAACAGAUGCACAACUUAAGUAUGUAAAGUGUGAUCAGGAGUAUGUAGCACUUAAGCAGCUCCAUGAAGAGCUAGAGCAAAAAUAUGUAUCUCUGUCAGAAAACAAUGAACAAAUGAAGCUCCAAAUAGAUGUUCUAGCUAAAGAAGCACAGACGUCUAAAACAGCUUUGGAUGAAGUGGAAUUAGAGCUCUCUAGCAAAAUGAAAGAACUGGAAAGAAAAACAGAGGAGUACAACCAACUUCUUGAGAUAAGAGAAGACUAUAUUCAGGCUCAGGAGAAGUUAAAGGAAUUGGAGCCAUUAAAAGAACAAGAAGAUGCUAUGAAGAGGAGAUUAGAGGCCAAGGAUUCGGAGAUCCAGGGAGUUCUUCAGCAGCUUACUGAGUGCCAGGAAAAAAUGAAAACUCUAACCCAGGAAAGAGAUGACCUGAAGCAAAAAGAGGAAUCCCUCCAAGCUGAGGCAGACCAACUCAAAGAGGAUAUAAAGGACACUGUUUCAAUGAACAUUUCGGCACAUGAAGAACUGAGAGAUGCACAGAGUUCUCUCAAGCAAGCUCAGGACCAAGUCAAAAAGCUGGAAAAAAUUAUUGCUGAAAAAGAAUCUCAGGUUGUGAGUGUUGAAGAGACCCUUGGGAAAACCAUUAAAGAUCUAGAAAUACAGCUGUCACAGAAGAAGGAAGAAAUAAAAAAGAUCCUGUCAGAGAGAGACCAGCUUGCUGAGGAAAAAUCAGAGAGCUGUGGAGAAGACAGUGAGCUUCAGGUACAAAAGGAACAGAUCCUUCUCCUAACACAAGAGAAUAGAUCAUUGCAGGAUAAGCUGGACAGUCUCCAAAAGGAGAGAGACCAACUAAGACAAACUAUAGAGGAGACAAUUAGCAUGAAUUCAGAGAUGCAGGAAGAGUUGAGAUGUGCUCGUAACUCUCUCAGACAACAUCAGGAGACUGUUGUGGAGCUGAAAGGAAGUAUUGCAGAGAAAGAAAAUCAACUCCUGGAAGCAGAGUCGUUGAAGGAAAGAACUGGAGAACUGCAGGAGAAGGUCAGGCACACUUUUGUCACAUAAACUAGAAAUGCUGUCAGGGUUAUGUUUGAAAUACCAAAAUAUGGCAAGCUGCUGGCAGGAAAAGAACAAAAAAAUGAAAAUAUCUCUAAGCAGCUUGAGAAACUUAACCGUGAGAAAUGUGAGCUACAGCGUGUAGAGGCUUGUAAAGCAGUAAGAGAUCAUUUGGAGGCUGACUGUUAGGAGACAAUAUGUAAGAAAAUCUCUUUAUUGUUUUAAAAGCAGCUUUCCUUAAAAAUGCUGACAGAAAUGGAAGAUCUACAGAGAGAACUAACUCAUCAGAGAGAGCAAGCUGAUACCCUGAAGAAUAUGCUAGCAAGUAGAGAAGAGAGUUUGCAGAGCAUUGAAGAUGAACUAAAUCAAGAAAUAAACCAACUGAAAGAAAAGGUAGUCAAGCUGAAUGAGGACUUGCACUUGGUAAAAGAAGAAAAGCACCAGCUGCUGGAAGAACUGCAAGAAAAGACUGGGAGUGAAAGCAGUCAACUUGCACAGCUGGAGAAACAGUGUGACUUACUAGCACAGGAGAAAGAGAAGCUCCAGGAAAUACUGGAAGGCAUUCAGGCAGAGAAGAACAAACUGGAGAUAAAACUACACGAGAGUGUUGAUAAGGUUCUUGAAACUGAGAAAGAAUUGAAGCAGCACCAACAACUCCUCAGUGAGGAGAAGAUCAAAGCUGAGCAAAGGGAAGAACAUUGGUCAAGGGUUCAGAGGCGAUUCGAUAUUUUGGAGGAUGGCCUAAUGAACAAGAUUCAACAGUUAUCAUCUCAGUUAAGUAGCUCAUGUGAAAAAGACCAGUUGUUGGCUGAAAGAACUCGACAGUCCUUCCAACUUGAAGCACAAAUCUCAUCAGUUAAUCAAGAAAAAAAUGAGCUACAAAAACUUCUCCAGGACGUAAGCUCUGAGCGGGACCAGCUCAAGAUGGAGUUGCAAAAAAGACCUGAGAUGUGUGUUGAAGCAAAUCCAAAACUGGAAGGCACUCUUGACCAGCAGAAGCAGAGAAACCUGAAUGAUGUGUCUGUGCAGGUGAACUUGCUGGAUAAGACAGAGCAGGUGACUGACAGCCUUGAAAAAGCCUUGAAGAUUCAGGAGCUUCUUGACAAAUUCUUGGACAUGGGGAAAAGGUACGAAUGUCUCUCUACAGUAUCUCUUAAACUGGAGAGUGAACUGCAGCAUCAGAAAGAACUGAUAGCUGUGGUACUGCCUCAGCUUUCAUCAGAAGAGAGUAACCGAAUCCAGAGACUUCAAGUGAUAAAUGAGGAAAUAAGCAGUUGCCUCCAAAGUUUAUUGCACAAACUGAAGUAUAUGUUCAGUCGUGCUUGCUCAAAGAAAAAAGACUAUUACACUACUGUUAACAAACAUGAAAUGGAGUUGCUUGAGGAGAAGAGAAAACAAGAUAAGCUACGAGCUCAGAUUCAGUAUCUCAGGAAGACUGGGAUGAAGCAGGCUGAAAUAUCCUCUCAAGAGUUAAACAGCAGUGAAGUGCUGCAGAGUUGGCACUUGGAUGCAGAGAGCAUUCUCAAAGACCUAUCAGAAAUGGAAAGUGAACUUCGUAGCAUAGAGGCACAGCUCUGUCAGCAAGAAAGUUCUAGGAAGGAAACGCUACAGUUCUGGGAAGGUUUUUCAAGAACAGAGUGCAGUGCAGAGAAACUGGAAGAAGAGUUAAAGAAAGAUAACAAAACACUUGUGCAAGUCAUGGACUUCUGGGCUCCUAAAACAAAGCUGCUCUAUCAGACUUUUUUGGAGCUGGAUGCUAGAAAUGCCAAUUACUGUAAAACUGCUGAUGUAGAAUCAAAACGAGAAAAAGAGAGAACUGAGGAGUUGCUUCAGGAACUAAAGACUCUUGAAGACCAGCUGGGCCCUGGUGGCUCUACCAGUCUUCUUGCCUUAGAAGAAGAGAACUGCAGGCUUCACAACCAACUAAAGGCUGCAAAACAAGAUAAAAAGGCUAUGGAAGUCAAAGUUCAAAAGUUGGAAAAUGCAAUGAAUGAAGUAACAAAAGAUGUUCAAGAGAAAGAAGACAGGAUAAACAAGUUAGAAGCAGAGAUGAGAACAACAGUGGCAGCGAGUGAGCUCACCCAACUGCAAGCCAAACUAGAUGAGACAGAGAAGCACCUUGAAACUAUCUUAACAGUGAAUCAGAGUCUUCAGGCAAAAAUAGAUCAAGGUGCUGAGCCGUACAAAGAAGAAAUUGAUUCUCUCAAAACACAAUUGGUAAAAUGUGACAUGGAAAGAAUGAAAAACUCCAAAAUUCUUGAUAACAAACUUGCUAAAUAUAAAGCUCUUGCAGAACACCAGGAGGAGCAGUUAAGAAAGCUACAAGAACAACUUAGAAGAGCACAGCAAGAGCAGGAUAGUACUGUGUUGCUGGAAAAAGAAGUUCCUCAGCAAUCCCAAAUACCACUUACCUGUGGUGGUGGCAGUGGUAUUGUGCAGAGCACACACAUGCUUGUUCUAAAAUCUGAGCAAGCUAAGCUACAAAAAGAGAAUUUGGACCUGAAAAAACAAAAUGAUGAUCUACUAAGCAAUGAGCUUGAACUGAAAGGGGAGCUUGUAAAAUGGAAAGAAAGAGCUCUGAGAUGGAGAGACCGGUCCUUAAGAGAACACACUCGAGUGACAGUACCAAGGUCUCCAAAGAAGGCUGUGCCCUCUCCCCUUAAAGAAAAAGUGCUUACACCUUCUGAGGAUCCUGCUUCUCAAGAAACAGUGGCUCAGGGCCUGCCGAAGCCCUUGUCACAGGAUUAUACCAAGUUCUUUGAUAAUUCCAGCUUGGGUAUUCCAGCAGAUACACAAUUUCCAGGACCAGAGGCCCUAGGAGAACAUCUUCAGCGCUGUUUUGGAACAUCAGAGAACGAUGAAGCCCCUGGUUGUACCACUCAGUAAAGCUGCUUUGUUGUAAGCUACCUUUGCAGUAGCUACAGAGAGAAUCUGCUUGUACAGAAAUGGAUUACAAAGUAAUCUACUGUGAACUUUCUCCGUCUCAAACUUUUCUGGUAUCCCUAAACUGAAGUUUGAUUUCCACAGGGCACACCACUAAGGGUUCCUUUUCCAUCCCUCACACUGUCUGUGGCCCAUGCUGUUCUAGUACCAAGCCUAACUGUAUUUUUGCAUGCCAUUCCAACACAGAUCUGGUUUCUAUCUGAAUUUUAUUGUACUUUAUUAAUAAGCAGUGGCCCUGACACUCAUCUGCCACUCAGUGGAAGACAAACUGGAUUAUCAGGGCUGAAAGACUGUCCUCUGUCCUCUGCUUUUGGGAUGCAUUUUUUGUAUGUUUUCUAUGAAGGGUGUUUGUUUUUUCACAAUAAACUUGUUCACAACUCA
Molecule: messenger RNA, 6966 nt
Organism: Pogoniulus pusillus (Red-fronted tinkerbird)
Lineage: Eukaryota; Metazoa; Chordata; Aves; Piciformes; Lybiidae
Gene: CENPE
Product: centromere protein E
Biological process (GO): microtubule-based movement
Molecular function (GO): ATP binding; microtubule binding; microtubule motor activity
Source: RefSeq, a predicted model, not a curated record